Molecule: messenger RNA, 1287 nt
Organism: Medioppia subpectinata
Lineage: Eukaryota; Metazoa; Arthropoda; Arachnida; Sarcoptiformes; Oppiidae
Source: the annotation of a GenBank genome assembly
AUGGAACACAAGAAGACAUCACUCGAGUCCAUAGAUGACGGCAAUGAAGACAAUAAACAGCCAAAGAUUUACGCGAAGAACUCAAUGAACAGAUUCGGUGAUGACAUGUAUGGACUCAUAUUAUCCUAUCUUUCACUCGAAGAUCGGUUUCAAUUGGAAUGUGUGUCCAAACAGUUCCAGAGGACUGUCUUCGGGAGUGUUGUCUUCAUUGAUAUCACCGAUCAAUUCGAUGGUGAAUCCAAGACUUGUUUCACAGCUAUUAUUGAAAUGUUGGCCAAAAAGUGUCCAAACAUUGAGACCAUUGACUUCAGAGGAAUGAUCAUUGAAUGCGAAGAACACAUUCCAGAAGUGUUGCGAUUAUUUCGAGACAAUUGUCUUAAUUUGCGAGAAGUUUACUGCAAUUUAGUGGAAAAUACGGCACAAAUGUAUCGACAGUUCGGACCACUGGUCACACAAAUCGAUUGCAAUAAGUUGUCCGACACUGUCGUCGACACCACUUCCGGACACCAAUUGGCCAACAAUUUGAAGACAUUUAAGUGUAAUCACUAUAACACAGAAGACAAACAACUAUUCACUGCAUUCGUGGCACACAAUCAGUGUCUCAAAAGUCUAAACAUUGUAGAUAUUUACGAUCUGAACGAUACUCUUCCCGAACUGGCCGUACAAUUGUCACGUUUAACACAAUUACGGGAACUGACACUCGGGUUAGUGUUUGACGUAUUGAACGUAUUGGACGACAAGAUGCAGACGUCCGCAGCCGUGAACCAGUGUUUGCGUACUAUUGGUGUGAAUUGCAAACAAUUGAAUCGUUUGUCACUCGAACUGAUCUCAGUGGAGACCGAACCCGCAUUCCAGAUAUCAUUGGAUUCGUUACGAGUUUAUCGCCAAUUAAAACGAUUACGUAUAACAGCGGAUGAGGUCAUCGAUGACCGGCUGUUGGAUCCGUUGAGACACUGCAAGAGAUUAACGCAUUUAGAGCUCUGUUUAUGGCGUAUGAAAGCAAAUGUGUUGAAAGAUUUGCACAUAAAGUGUCCGCGACUUCAAUACCUAUUCAUUCGUGACUUCAAUAGCAUUAUAGACGCCGAGUGUUUGUCACACCUCUCAAGACUACCGGCGCUGCAAACGCUUGUCAUUGACGGCAAAGACUGUGGCGACGACUCUAAAGUUUGUGGCGAAGAAUCUAAUUAUCUCUCGGAUAAUGAUUUGAAUGCUGUGUUGUCUUCGAGUCCUAAACUCAAGACAAUUGAAAUCCGUGUAAACAAUGGGAAGAAGUUUUAUUAUAAGUAA